CAGGGGGCGCCCCCAGCCCCGGCUCCCCCGGGCCUCCGGCUGCUCCGGGGCAGCGCACCGCUGCCGCCAGGGGGCGCCCAACCCCCCUCCCCCCAGGCCGGGGCGCAGCCACCCCACGGCCGCCAGGGGGCAGCGCUCGGGGGGGCGAUGCGGGGCCAGGACCGCAAGGAGAGCCUGUCCGACUCCCGGGACCUGGACGGAUCCUACGACCAGCUGACCGGCCACCCUCCCGUGCCCAAUAAAAAAGCGCUGAAGCAGCGAUUCCUCAAGCUGCUGCCCUGCUGUGGGCCCCAGGCCGUGCCCUCAGUCAGUGAAAACAGCGUGGAGGAUGAGUUCGAGCUGUCCACAGUGUGCCACCGGCCCGAGGGGCUGGAGCAGCUGCAGGAGCAGACCAAGUUCACACGCAAGGAGCUGCAGGUCCUCUACCGAGGCUUCAAGAACGAGUGCCCGAGCGGUAUCGUCAACGAGGAGAAUUUCAAACAGAUUUAUUCCCAGUUUUUCCCGCAGGGAGAUUCCAGCACCUAUGCCACUUUCCUCUUCAACGCCUUCGACACAAAUCAUGAUGGCUCCGUUAGCUUUGAGGAUUUUGUGGCUGGCCUGUCCGUGAUUCUCAGAGGCACCGUGGAUGACCGACUCAACUGGGCCUUCAAUCUGUAUGACCUCAACAAGGAUGGAUGCAUCACCAAGGAGGAGAUGUUGGACAUCAUGAAGUCCAUCUAUGACAUGAUGGGAAAAUACACAUACCCUGCCAUGAGGGAGGAGGCUCCGCGGGAACACGUGGAGAACUUCUUCCAGAAAAUGGACAGGAACAAGGAUGGCGUGGUGACCAUUGAAGAGUUCAUCGAGUCCUGCCAAAAGGACGAGAACAUCAUGCGAUCCAUGCAGCUCUUUGACAAUGUCAUCUAAGCCGGGCAUGGGUGUGUGCAAGUGGGGUGAGGCAGGGUUUGGGGGGCGGGGGCCUUCCUUCUCAGGCCUCCCCCUCACCAGGCCAAGUUGGACCGAACCUCGUUCCCUUCUCCCCGGUCCCUGGACCAUUUGGUUUCUGCCAGGACUCUGACCCUCCUCUGGCUGCACUGGCCCUGGGAUGAAGAGGGGAGGCAGGACUCCUAUGCAGGUUGGCCCAGGGAGAGGCAUGACAGGGUCAGGAAGUACCUGGGGCAGAGGGGUCAGUCCCCAUUUAGGCGGGUCCCUUUGGGGCCCAGGGCCUGCCAGACAGCUCCUGCCCUCCUCACUGGCUGCUACACAAAAAAAUACUUGGGUGGACAUUGCCCUCAUUUGGGGUGAAUGCCUUCUUGUACUCCUCCAGCCCUUCCCCAUUGCAUUCACCUCCCUUCCCUCCUCCUCUCCCUCCCCCCACCAGCCACUCUGUUCAUCAU
Ornithorhynchus anatinus (platypus) is the source of this 1376-nucleotide messenger RNA. It is a transcript of the gene KCNIP2, whose product is annotated as potassium voltage-gated channel interacting protein 2. Gene Ontology annotation, cellular component: voltage-gated potassium channel complex. Gene Ontology annotation, biological process: regulation of potassium ion transmembrane transport. The coding region runs from base 148 to 906 and encodes 252 amino acids. Gene Ontology annotation, molecular function: potassium channel regulator activity; calcium ion binding. The record is from RefSeq and is a predicted model, not a curated record. The transcript is spliced from 9 exons. Lineage: Eukaryota; Metazoa; Chordata; Mammalia; Monotremata; Ornithorhynchidae.